This is a messenger RNA of Penicillium diatomitis, 975 nucleotides long. RefSeq names its product ADP-ribosylglycohydrolase family protein. The transcript has 3 exons. The coding region runs from base 1 to 975 and encodes 324 amino acids. The record is from RefSeq and is a predicted model, not a curated record. NCBI's taxonomy places the organism in Eukaryota, Fungi, Ascomycota, Eurotiomycetes, Eurotiales, Aspergillaceae.
AUGCCCCGAACCACAUAUGACCGAGCCCUAGGCGCUAUCUGGGGUGUCUGCAUUGGUGAUGCUCUCGGCGGCCCCGUCCAGUUCAGCAAUCCCGGCACCUUCAAGCCCAUUACGGAUCUCGAGUUUGUGAGGCCAUUCAAACAACCUUCAGGAUCUUAUUCCGAUGACGGUGCCAUGACCCUCGCGCUGGCCCAGUCCUUCGUAGAUUCAGAUGGCUAUUAUAACCAUGCCCUGUCGAUCAGGUAUUACCUCGACUGGUUCAAUUUUGGCCGAUUCAGUACGACUGACCGAGCCUGGGAUCUCGGGCGGUCCACUCGCGUCGCCUUGAGGCAAUGGAGAAAACGAGGAGCUUUAAGAGAUCCAAACACCACCCAAAUGCUAGUGAAUGAGGAGCUAACCCGCGAGGAGGCCUCCGGUAAUGGGAGCUUGAUGAGGAUCUCUCCACUUGGAAUUGCGCUCUGGGAGAGUCCUGGCCAGGCGAAGAAGCUUGCCCGCGAGCAGAGCAUGGUCACGCACCCCUCGCUGGCAUGCUUAGAGGCCUGUGAAGCUUACACUGAGCUGGUGUGUAUGGCCAUGAGUGGGUGUUCGAAGGAAGGUCUUGGUCAAGCGAUCGGUCAAUUUCAAUUCCAGCACCCCGCCCUCGUCUCUCGCCUCAGCCAGUAUAUCUCUGUGCAGGAUUGGCGAGCGAAAUCUCCGGUCGACAUGACGAGCAGCGGCUGGGUGGUGGAUACGCUAGAGGUGGCUCUCUGGGCCCUUUUCAAAUACGAUUCUUGGGAAGAAGGUGCCUUGGCGGUGGUUAACCUCGGUGGAGAUUCGGACACGGCGGGCGCUGUAUAUGGCGGUCUGGCGGGGAUCGUGUACGGGUUUGAGUCCAUGCCUGAGCGAUGGGUGAAGGGAAUGCAGAAUGGAAGGUUGAUUCGUGACGUGGCAGAAGCAUUUGCUGAUUCAGUUCAGUCCAAGUCGCGACCCAUCUGA